Messenger RNA from Sorex fumeus (smoky shrew), 987 nucleotides. It is a transcript of the gene AP1S3, whose product is annotated as adaptor related protein complex 1 subunit sigma 3. Lineage: Eukaryota; Metazoa; Chordata; Mammalia; Eulipotyphla; Soricidae. Gene Ontology annotation, biological process: intracellular protein transport; vesicle-mediated transport. The transcript is spliced from 5 exons. Gene Ontology annotation, molecular function: clathrin-cargo adaptor activity. The record is from RefSeq and is a predicted model, not a curated record. The coding region runs from base 112 to 576 and encodes 154 amino acids. Gene Ontology annotation, cellular component: intracellular membrane-bounded organelle; AP-1 adaptor complex; membrane coat.
GCCCGGGGCAUUGUGGGAAGCGGCGGCGUCCCGGCGCGCGCUCACCUGUCAGCCGCCGCCGGCUCCAGCGCUCGCCUCUUGCGCUCGCGUCCCCCGAGGUCCCGGCGCGCCAUGAUACAUUUCAUAUUGCUCUUUAGUCGACAAGGAAAAUUGCGGCUGCAGAAGUGGUACACGACACUCCCUGACAAAGAAAGGAAGAAGAUCACCCGGGAAAUUGUGCAGAUCAUUCUCUCCCGGGGCCAGAAGACAAGCAGUUUUGUUGACUGGAAGGAACUGAAACUUGUAUAUAAAAGGUAUGCUAGUUUAUAUUUUUGCUGUGCAGUAGAAAAUCAGGACAAUGAGCUCUUGGCACUAGAGAUUGUGCAUCGGUAUGUGGAGUUGCUGGACAAGUACUUUGGAAAUGUCUGUGAGUUAGAUAUUAUCUUUAAUUUCGAGAAAGCUUAUUUUAUCCUGGACGAGUUUAUAAUGGGUGGAGAAGUUCAGGAAACGUCCAAGAAGUCGGCCGUCAAAGCCAUCGAGGACUCGGAUAUGCUGCAAGAGACACUGGAGGAGUACAUGAGUAAGCCUACAUUUUAACCAGGCAUCUGCUGCAGAUGUGAGUCUCCGGUGAGCACCUGGGAAUGAGCAACGCCUGGUAUCCAGUUACUGUACUACGCCUUCAGCACCAUGCCAAAAAUAACUUUAAAGGGAUUCUUUGUUAAUUAGCAAGAAUUAAACUUGUUUAGCAUGAAAUAUUUAUCAUUUUUACAUGUCUGUAUUAUAUUGUAUAUGACUACCCCACAUGUUGAAAUAACUGCUUCAAGAUGUUAUUAUAACUCCAUAGACAAUAUUUGUUCGCAGUGCUUUAAUGCCAUUAGAAAAACUUGUUGCAAUAUGUUCGUUGCAUUUGUUUCUCUACUGACAGGCUGAACACUCUGUUGUAAUGAUCCCUGCUUUUAACUGUAAAGUAUAAAGUACAAACUGUAAAGUAUAUAGCAGUACUUUUGC